UCCUAGUUCAAAAGCAGCCAGGUUCAAAGUGGCCUGCAGAUUGCCCUGAACUCAUUUCUCAAAGCUGCUACAAGAGCCCAGGAAGAUCCAGGAUGAACGGCCUCCUCCUCCUCACCAUCAGUCUCCUGGUUGUGGUUCAGAUACAAACAGGAGUCUUGGGAAACUCUACGGCUUCUGCUACUGGUGCUACUGGUGCUACUGGUGCUACUGGUGCUGCUACUACUGCUGUGCCUACUCCUAAGAAAGCUGCUACUCCUAAGAAAGCUGUUACUUCUAAGAAACCUGUUACUACAAAGAAAGCUGCUGCUACUACUGCUAAGAAAGUCGCCACCACCCACCACCACCCCAACACUCCCCCCCCAACCCCUGGGAAACCCCCAAAGGCGGGGGCCUCAUCCAUCAUCAAUGCAGGUGCCUGCAGUGUGCUCUUCUUUGCCAGUACCUUACUGUGCCUCUUCUACCUCGGCUGAGGAGGCUUGGCUUCUAAAGCCCCAUGCUCCUCACCCCAACCCGGUUUGUGGGAAGGGUUGACCCCAGAGAUUCAAGGAGGUUACAGUUGACAGCCAAUGGCGAGAAUGGCGAGGUACACUGAUG
Messenger RNA from Grammomys surdaster, 594 nucleotides. RefSeq names its product CAMPATH-1 antigen-like. Lineage: Eukaryota; Metazoa; Chordata; Mammalia; Rodentia; Muridae. Gene Ontology annotation, cellular component: sperm midpiece. Gene Ontology annotation, biological process: positive regulation of cytosolic calcium ion concentration. The record is from RefSeq and is a predicted model, not a curated record. The transcript is spliced from 3 exons. The coding region runs from base 93 to 470 and encodes 125 amino acids.